CCCACCCCCACCUCCUCCCAAUUGGAUUUGCAUCGUGAAUGCUGCCAUGAAUUCAGCAGAGCAAACCGUUACAUGGCUUAUUACUCUGGGGGUCCUGGAAUCGCCGAAAAAGACCAUCUCGGAUCCAGAAGGAUUUUUGCAAUCGUCUCUGAAAGAUGGUGUGGUCCUGUGCAGACUGCUGGACCGAUUGCGCCCUGGUUCUAUCGAUAAAAUUUACCAGGAAGCGAGGAACGAUAGCGAGUGUCUGAGCAACAUCAGGGAGUUUCUCAAAGGCUGUGGUUCUUUUCGAGUGGAGACAUUUGAUGCCAAUGACCUUUACCAGGGUCAGAACUUCAGCAAAGUCUUGAAUUCUCUGGUUGCGCUAAAUAAAGUAACAGCAGACAUCGGUGUGGGAAGUGACUCUGUAUGUGCUCGUCACUCCUCCUCCCACCGGAUCAAGUCCUUCGAUUCCCUGGGUUCCCAGUCCUCCCUCAGCAGAUCCUCCAAGCUUCUGCAGAACCAGUAUCGGAGCUUGGACAUGACGGACAACAGCAACCACCAAGUGGUGGUGAAAGCACGCUUCAACUUCCAGCAGACCAAUGAGGAUGAGCUUUCCUUCACUAAAGGAGAUCUCAUCCAUGUCACCAGGGUGGAGGAGGGAGGCUGGUGGGAGGGCACCUUCAAUGGAAAAACAGGCUGGUUUCCCAGCAACUAUGUCCGGGAAAUCAAAGGCAACGAAAAGCCGGUUUCUCCAAAAUCCGGAACGCUGAAAAGCCCUCCAAAAGGCUUCGAUACCUCUGCGAUUAGCAAGACGUAUUACAAUUUGGUGCUGCAGAACAUUCUAGAAACGGAAACAGAGUAUGCGAAGGAGCUCCAGAAUCUUCUAUCAAAUUACCUGCGCUCCUUACAGAGCACGGAGAAGAUAAGCUCUUCAGACAUCACUCACAUUCUGGGAAACCUGGAAGAAAUCAGCACUUUCCAGCAAAUGCUUGUCCAGACUCUGGAGGAAUGCACAAAAUUGCCGGAGGCCCAGCAGAGGGUGGGUGGUUUUUUUCUGAAUCUCAUGCCCCAGAUGAAGAACCUCUACGUUGCCUAUUGUGCCAAUCACCCUUCAGCUGUCCAUGUCCUCACAGAGCACAGCGAAGAGCUGGGAGAGUUCAUGGAGCUGAAAGGUGCCAGCAGUCCGGGGAUCCUGGUGCUGACAACGGGCCUCAGCAAGCCCUUCAUGAGACUGGACAAGUACCCCACGCUGCUGAGGGAGCUGGAGCGACACAUGGAGGAUUAUCACCCGGACCGACCUGAGAUUCAGAAAUGCAUGACAGCCUUUAAAAAUCUUUCUGCACAGUGUCAGGAGGUGCGCAAGAGGAAGGAGCUGGAGCUGCAGAUCCUGACAGAGUCGAUUCGGAGCUGGGAGGGAGAAGACAUUAAGACCCUGGGCUCUGUCAUCUACAUGUCCCACGUCAUGAUCCAGUGUACCGGAAGUGAGGAAAAAAACGAGCGAUACCUCCUGCUGUUUCCACAUGUAUUAUUGAUGCUGUCUGCCAGCCCCAGAAUGAGUGGCUUCAUUUAUCAGGGUAAACUGCCGCUAACAGGAAUGACAAUCUCCAAACUAGAAGAUAGUGAAACUCAGAAAAACGCUUUUGAAAUUUCUGGGAAUAUGAUAGAACGUAUACUGGUGUCCUGCAACAACCAGCAGGAUCUGCAGGACUGGGUGGACCACCUGCAGAAACAAACUAAAGUCACCACCAUGGGCACCCCUACUAUCAAACCACAGUCCGUGCCCUGCCACACACUUCCUUCUCACCCGGUCACCCCAUCCGGCAGACAUUCCGAGAACAGGCCAGUGACAGUGGCGCCGGCCUACCACACUCUCCCGCACCCCUCCUCCCACGGGACCCCCCAUAGUACAAUGAUGUGGGGUCCCCUGGAGCCCCCUAAGACCCAAAAACCAUGGAGCCUGAGCUGCCUGCGACCAGCACCUCCACUCCGGCCCUCUGCAGCUCUCGGCUACAAGGAGGAUCUCAGUAAAAGCCCUAAAACCAUGAAGAAGCUGCUUCCCAAACGCAAGCCAGAGAGGAAACCAUCCGACGAGGAGUUUGCCUUGAGGAAAAGUACGGCAGCAUUAGAGGAAGACGCACAAAUUCUCAAAGUCAUAGAGGCUUACUGCACUAGUGCCAAAACCCGACAGACACUCAAUUCAACAUGGCAAGGCACUGACCUGAUGCAUAAUCACGUCUUGGCUGACGAUGACCAGUCCAGUCUAGAAUCGCUGGGUCGUCGCAGUAGUCUGUCCCGCCUGGAGCCCUCCGACCUCUCAGAAGACUCAGACUAUGACAGUAUAUGGACAGCCCAUAGUUACAGAAUGGGUUCUACAACUCGUAAGAGCUGCUGCUCAUAUAUCUCUCAUCAGAACUAAAGCACUCCUUUUUUUUCCUCCUUUUUGUUACUUAACAACUGCCUGUUGCGUUGACUGUUUACUGUUUCUGUGCCCUUUCCUUUCUGCAGUCGGGUGUUCCCUCUCCCCUGCUUUUGAUGCUCUUUCAUUUUUGCCCCGUUCUGCUGGGGAUGGUGGGGAGUGAGGGUGGGGGGAAAUUGGAAUGGGGGCAUUCUGACUGAAAUUCAGGCGUGCUGUAGAAGAGACGUCUCUAGAUUUUGCCGUGUGUAAGUAUAGUGUGUCCUGAAGUGAAUUUUACCAGUGUAUAUGCACACACUGUCCCCCUGUAUGUGUGGCACGCUUAACGGACUACAACUCAUUGGUUCAAAAAAAGAUACUAGUGUAGAUCACUAUGAUAUACAGGAUAUAUUAAAACUGGCCUUUGUAAUAAGUAGGUUUUAAACAGAUUUGAACAAAACAAAAUAUUUUGUCUCGUUUGCCUAAAUGAAUGAUAUUCCAGUCCAUUUUUAACCAUAAAACUGCUUUAUUAAUUUGUAAUACAUGAAUUUACAGAACUUCAGGAAAUGUUUCGUCACUGUCUGGCAAAUGUCUGUCAAUGUUAGAUCCCAGGUACAUUUAUGUACGACUUGUAGUGCAGUAAUAUUGCAUUCCAUUUAUGAGUUUGUACUGAAUACCCAAGAUGACACAUUUGUGGCAUCCUAGCACGUGUUCCUUCUCUUUGCACUGUUUGUGUCCUUGUUUUCUCUCACUUCAGUAUUUAUUUCCAAUAGUGGUGUAAUUAGAGGGCCUUGUUAAGAGUCACAACCUCCUGUACAAAGGACAGGUAUUAUUCUGUCCUUGUAUCGUCAACACAUGCAAUACACUGCACAUAAAACAAUUUUGGGAUUAAGAAAUCACAGUUUAAUUGCACAUCACUUGACGUGUUGAGGUUACUAUCAUUUUUUAGCUGUGUUGUUAUUCUUAAAGUUUUAAGUCUCAAAUAAUCUGCCACUACACAAUUGUCAUUCCCUUAAUUUACAGAAGCACUCUUAAAACAUCCGCAGUUUAUGUGAGGGCUUUUGCUUCUCUAGUAAAUGGUAUCUUGUCUUGGUUGUCACAGUUGAACACUUACGAAGCUCAUACACACACUUGUGAAAGACAGCUCAUAAUUCAGUAUUUAAUCUUCUUCAGCAUUAAUAACAGAAGAAUGUAAAACGUAAAUUUAGUUGCGAAGAAGUAUCUGUUUCCUCUUCCAAAAAGCCCACAUCUUCUUAAACGUUUUCUGUGGAAAAAUACUUUGGUACCAUUCCUUAUGGUAUGCUGGCAUUUGGAGGAAGACAGUACAGAAUGAAACACUGUGAUGAGAGAAAUCUGUGUUUUAGAACCACAGUGUGAACGCUGCAGUUAGUGCUGAAAGAAUAGAGUCUACAAACUUUUACAAUGAGCUUGUGCUCUACCAAUAGGUUUCUUGCAAUACAGAUAUUGUUGUCAUAGUGACAUGGGUCCUAUCAUCUGAAUAGGACUUUGGUAAUAUUGUGGUAUUUGGGUUUAUUUUCCAAUUGUUUUCUGGAAAGAGGCUUUCUAUCUUGAAUUGAAUUGCUGAAAUUGAAUGCUAGGUUACUGAGCUUUGCAUGGGGGAAAAAAGCUAAGAAAUGACACAACAUUACAGAUUGGAGAGAGUGAUUCAAAUUAGCUCCUUUUAUAUGAGCCUUGUAGAAGUCCUUUUACCGCCUUUCUUACUGAAGAACGAUUGCCUCUUAAAGAGUAUUUCACCAAAGCAGGGAGAUGCAGUGGUUAAACACCUACAGUAUUGAGCAAUGGGAGAAUGAUGCUUGGGUCAUAAGCUGCAAAAGUGUCCUUGAGGUUUUGUUGAAAUAUUGCCUGUGCUGAUGAUACCUCAGAUAUCCAGUGAUCUGCCAAAAACCGAUCAGUCUAGGAGACAGAAUAUAGAAGACACAAGACAGAGUUUGGCUCUGAAUUUCAGUGGUCAAAAUGACAGUUAAAAAUAUCUGCUUUGAUGCUGGUACAGUCAAAACGUGUAAAGGCAAUGAAAAAGCAGAAAAUCCAUGUCAUUGUGUAAUCUGUCCUGUACAGUGCAAAAGGAUAACCUUCAAGUGAGUGUUGCACUCCAACCGUAAAAUCUUUUGGUAUUUUUGAAGGCUUACACAUUUAGGUUAUUUCAGUUUAUUUUGGUAAUAAACUUUUAGUUUAUAUAGAGUUUAUGUUCAAUAAACAUGGUCAAUAAUGUCAGUUGAGCAUGAUUAACAUCAUGGUUUCAUUCAUUUGUUAGACUGUUUGCAAGAUGUCAGAAAAGGUGACAUACGGUCCAAAUAAUUUGUGAGAAUGUGCAUAUUCUUUGCUCUUUUCUGAAUGAAGAAUUUAUCAAAAUAGUGCAAUUUCCAGCAGCAUAUGCAGUUGGCUGUCUGAAAUGCCCGGAGCCCUGUACUUGUCUUAAUUUGUUUGACUAAACUGAAAAAUAAUGCAGUUCAUUUGUAUAACUAGAAGUGCUAGUGUUGUAAGAAUAUUGUGUAAUAUUUUGUAAAUAGAGCUUGUAGUGUUGAAUGCAUUUUACAUGAGCAGAGGGAAGAAAAGCAGAAGAACUAUUGUGGAACUGAAGACAUUUUGUGGAAGUAAAGUUUUUUUUCUGCUUUAGAGUAUUUUAGGAUUGCAAAUAUUUGUUUGUGGUCUUCAGCAACUCCAGUGACCCACAGCGCUAUUUACACUUGACUGUCUGUAGUCCAAUAAUGGACUAUUGAUUUUAAUUACAGCAAUUUAUACUUCAAAAGGAAUGAUUUAUUUAAAUAAGGACCUCAACUUUUAUUUAUAUGUGUAUUUGUGUAUAUAUGCAAUUUUAUAAAGUCUUGGUAAUUUUCAAUUUAGUUUACAUUAUCUUCCUAGCCUCAACUCUUUUACCAACUUGAAACAGUUAGGGGACAGUUAGGAUUUUUGCAUCUUUCUAUUAUAAAACUCAUGUUAUAGUCAUCCUACUCCGUGUUUUGGAUGUUGAUUUUCACUGUUCUGGUGCCUCUAUUAAGAACUGGCAUACACACACCUGGUUGUCAUUGUAAAUAUGUUUGAAUAAAGGACUUACUUAAACUACAGAUUUAUACAUCCUAGAGAUGGAGUACACAGAGACCAUAAGAGGAUGUUUUAUGAAAAAGAUCCCCAUAAAGGGUAGUUGUGGAAUGAAUAUUAUUGUUUUGUGAGUUCUUAAAUUGUUUAAUAAGCUGAGAUUUUGUACACCCCUGUGAACAGCUGGAGAAUCUAGCUUGUAGUGGCCCUCAAUAUUGUGUUUAAUAUUUAACUUCCUUUUACUCCUAAUUAUUUGUCUCCUAAAUGUUACUAACAGUAAUGUCAGUCGUGUGCAACAGUAUGAAAAUUUGUGAACCAAUUCCCCAAUUAGAAAAUGCCCCCAGGCAGUCAAUGACAAGAGUGUGGAACAAAUGUAAAUGGUUUAGAGUCGUAUUAAGGUAUUUUAAGGCAAGGUCCACACCAAAGCACAGUAGCUCAGCAGCUCAUCUUGGUUUGCAUAGUGUUGAGAAGACUGAGGACACAUGACUGCCCCCUAGAGGAGAUGUGAGCCCAUUGCAGGUCCUCACUUAUACAGCAGGGAGGGCUGGAGCAACUGGGGUAAAGUAGCUCACUCAGGUGUACAGAAGUGGGGACAUAACCCACAGUCAGUUGUAAGGCUUACCCAGUGCACCUGCUGUCCCUCUUGCAUUUGAAUCCACAGAUAUAGCAGGAAAGGGCAAGGUCUGCAUUUAAAUUUAAUAUUUAAAGUGGACUGCCUAGAAGGGCAAAGUGUUUAUGACAAAGGCUAAGGGAUUAUCACAAAGAGGCUCUGAACUCAAUACAGUGACAGCAUGUGUAUUGUGGAAGUGUACAAUACAAUGACAGAUGAUGGGUUUCUAGCUGGUCCAAUUUGAAACUUACAACAGGAACCAAAAAAAGCUAAAUGUUUUUUUUUUUAAUUUAUAAUCUUUGUAUAUACAGUCUCUGCCACACGGAUUGUCUUGCCAAACAUGGUGUAUUUGAGCUGAGAAUAAGCUAGUCGUGAUAUUGUGUGAUGAUCUUUGUGACUGAAUUCUAUCAUUUGGCUCGAGAGCCCUCUGAAUAGAUAACAGCCUUGUAUAAACAUUGUAUGUAUAUUUGAAUGUUACAUAUUUAUUGUACAGUAUGUGUAUUUGUGUUUGUUAUAUAUCCAUAUAUAUAACAAAAACGUAAUCAACAUUGUAAUAUACCCUUUUAAAUAAAUAUUUCUUUUGUUA
Lepisosteus oculatus (spotted gar) is the source of this 6621-nucleotide messenger RNA. The record is from RefSeq and is a predicted model, not a curated record. NCBI's taxonomy places the organism in Eukaryota, Metazoa, Chordata, Actinopteri, Semionotiformes, Lepisosteidae.